Molecule: messenger RNA, 6864 nt
Organism: Wasmannia auropunctata (little fire ant)
Lineage: Eukaryota; Metazoa; Arthropoda; Insecta; Hymenoptera; Formicidae
Product: neuroligin-1
Exons: 7
Coding region: 1-3090 (1029 amino acids)
Biological process (GO): presynaptic membrane assembly; synaptic vesicle endocytosis; chemical synaptic transmission
Cellular component (GO): synapse; cell surface; postsynaptic membrane
Molecular function (GO): neurexin family protein binding; signaling receptor activity
Source: RefSeq, a predicted model, not a curated record
AUGCGGACGUCCUCCUCCUCUUUGCCGAGGAAGAGGAAGAGGAAAGACCUCUCGCCUCCCGACACCGUCCCUCUCACCGGCGACUGGCGACCGUCAGUUAAGCAUGUCCUCCGACAGCAGUGUCCCCCGCGGUUCGAUAUUGUCGUAUCGCAUCGAACGCGGCGCGAUGUUCUUCAUCGGGGACGACGAGAUGUUUCCCCAUGUUCGGCGUGUCGUGAGGUCCCUGCAGGGAAGCUGGGGGAUUGCCAAACAGGCGAAAUUUCCGGCGAGCGAUGUCGCGAGCGGAGAGAGCGGAAGCGAGACAAAUGUGACGAGGGAAGCGACGGCGAAGGAAGUGAACGAGAGUGGCGACGACGAGGUGCGAAGGAUAUCGCGAGUAAGGGGACUCCUCGAAGAGCCCCGUUCGACGGCGGUAUCGCCAAGAGCGUCUUCCUGCUGGCGCUUCUCUGCGCCCAGUGUUGCCUGGCGGGCACCGAGGCGCUGGCCGGCACUCAGAAAUACUGCACCAGAACGAUCAAGACGCGAUACGGCAUCCUGCGCGGUAUCGAGGCCAGAUCGUCGACGGCCGUCGAGACCUAUUACGGCGUGCCGUACGCGACGCCGCCGCUCGGCGCGUUGCGUUACAUGCCGCCGGUCACCCCGACACCCUGGCGCGGCAUCAAGUUCGCCGACACCAUGCCGCCGGCCUGCCCGCAGCGGCCGCCGGUGCCGGACGAGAGCUUGCCGCGACAGAGGCAGGCCUACCUCAAGAGGCUGGUGCCCGUACUGGCCAACCAGAGCGAAGACUGCCUGUAUCUGAACCUUUAUGUGCCCAAAGCUCCUCACGGUAGUAUCGCGGACUCGCUACCGGCUCUCCUCCUUAUUCACGGCGAUUCAUAUUCGUGGGGCGCUGGAAAUUCAUUUGACGGAACCGCCCUGGCCGCUCACGGACGCCUUAUUGUCGUCUCCAUCAAUUUUCGUCUUGGCGUGCUUGGCUUCCUGAAAACCGGCUCGAAAGGGAGCGCGCAGGGCAAUUACGGAUUGAUGGAUCUGGUGGCGGGGCUCCACUGGCUGCGCGAGAAUCUCGGGGCCUUCGGCGGCGAUCCUGAGCGACUGGCGUUGCUGGGCCACGGCACCGGGGCGGCGCUCGCCAAUUUUUUAGCCGUCUCCCCUAUGGCGAAAGAGCUGAUCGGGAGGGUGAUUCUGCUCGGCGGUUCGGCCCUCUCGCCAUGGGCGGUGCAGCGGGAUCCGCUGGCGGUGAAGCGCCGCGUCGCCGAGAAAAUCAAAUGUCCCGGUGACGCCGAGGCCGACGAUAUCGCACCGUGCCUUCGUUUAAAGAACGUGGAGGAGCUACUGGCGGUGCAGCUGGAUCCGCCGAGAUUCACUUCCGGAUUUGCGCCCUUCGUCGACGGGGCCGUUCUGCCGCCGACAGUCAAUCAGAAUUUCCAGCCCACUGCCUCUUCUUCGGGACUAAUGCCGAUCGUGCCCGGGCCCGGCGCUGAAUUCGCGGACUUCGGCAACCGUGAUUUACUCUUUGGUUUGACGUCCGAGGAAGCUUGGGUGAAUCUCACCGAGGAAGAUUUACAGAACGGCUUGAACGAGACGAGGAGGGACCGUAUAUUGCGCACUUAUGUCCGGAACACCUACCGGUACCAUUUGCAUGAAAUCUAUUCGACUCUGCGGAACGAGUACACCGACUGGGAGCGGGGCGAGCAGAGUCCGGUGGCGAUCUGCGAGGGUCUCUUAUCUCUCCUCGGAGACGGCCAAGUCGCCGCGCCGCUCCUCCGUCUGGCCCUGCUGCACUCGGCCUCGGAGGGACGCGGCUACUUCCUGCACUUCCAGCCGGGCGAGCUGCCGAGCCAGCGGGGCGAGGAGGUGCCGUAUCUCCUGGGUAUACCUCUUCUCCGCGGCGAAGUCACGUCCGCGGUGCCGCCCUACGGCAACUACACCCCCGCCGACGAGAAUCUGUCGAAACUGCUCGUACACUACCUGGCUAACUUCGUGAGACGCGGGGAUCCGAAUGGCGCGAGUCCUUUGUCCUCGGGGGGACUGGAGAACGGCCUGGCGGCGAGUCCGCCGUUCUGGGACUCGUACGAUUCCAUAAAUCAGCUGUACUUGGAGGCCGCUCACAGCCCGGAGAUGCGCUCGCACUACAGGGGCCACAAGAUGUCCCUCUGGCUGAAUCUACUGCCGCAGCUGCACCGGCCGGGCUACGAGAUCAACAUGCGGCACCAUCAUCUCGCGGAGAAUCCCGGCCUCUACGAGGGCCCGGUGCGUCCGCAGAGCACGGCCGUACCUCUGCCGGCGCCUCCGUUACCCAUGCCAUCCCCCACGGAACCCUCCUCGAUAAUGACCGCGCUGUCGACCACGGAAUGCACGCCGAACGCGACCGUCGCGACGACCAUCACGCCCACCACCUCGCGAACGUUGCAGAUCUCGAAUCUGGGCCCGGGCCCGAACAACCUCCUGCGCAAACUUGCUUCCAGCCACUAUCAGAGCUACACCACGGCUCUCACAGUCACCAUCGCGGUGGGUGUGUUUCUGCUGCUGCUCAACAUCCUGAUCUUCGCGGGGAUCUACCACCAGCGCGAUCGGAACACCACCGGCGGCGGUCUGUCGGGCGCUUUCAGCAACAAGAAGAAGGAGGAAUUCCUGGAGGCUGGCUGCUCCGGCAUGGACGCCUCGGGUACGGGCAAGCAGCGACUGACGUCCUCCAUGGGCCUGAUGGACUCGUCGUCGAUGCUGCCGCCGCACAAGGCGAAGCUCGUGCAGGAGCUCGAGCUGCAGCUGCAGGAGUUCCAGUGCUCGCCGCCGCCCGGCGGCGGCAAGCGGAUCCUGGAGCCGCCGUCCUACAGCAAGAACCCGUGCAUCCAGCGGACCCGCACGCCGUCGCCCUGCGUGGACGCUACCAUCGCCCAGAUGGACGACGUCAGCAACAUCGGCGGCCUUCACCACGACAGCGAGGACGACAACGACGAGCUGCCGGAACCGCCGCCUCCGCCCAAGGCCCCGGCGCCGAACGUCGGUCUCACGUGUCCCGGGAUUCUGCGGCAGCCGGGGACGCCCGGUAGCGCGAAGAAGCGCGUGCAGAUUCAAGAGAUCUCCGUGUGAUAGGACGCUGGAUUCCCGGACCUACUCGAGAUCUUUGAUGUUUUGAAGGAGAUGCGGUUCGCCGUGUGACACGGGCGCGCGCGAGACGAGAGGACGGCGCCGAUCGAGAUCAAGUACGUAGGCAAGGGGCACCUUUGAACUCUUACCAUUAUCGGGAAUACACUUCCCGAGGGGGUGCGAGAGGGCACGCUCUUCUUAGUCACUGUCGAAGCGAAUAUUUCGUUCCUCAUAAUCUCACGAGAUUAUUAUUUCCCUGUAUUCCGUUUGACGAUAAAUAGCAGCACGUUCUCGCGUGUUCAUUGCGUUCGGUUAACUUGUGCGCGAGACGAGAGCGCGGAUUACCCUCGCGUUAACGUUUGGCGGCCGUGUUAAUGAAUUCUCUUCUCGAGACCCCGUUCUUGCUCUUAGAACUUACUUGCAAACUGCUAAACACUGCGGAAACACGUUCAAGCUUACCUUGUUGUUGGAGUGAUUCUCGUCAGGAUGCCGACGUCAGGAUUAACGUGCGUAACGUUUCGCGAUUUGAGGAAAGUGAAAGACAAUUUUUACUCGCUCCGCAACGGAGUUGUACAGUGCCCAGUGUGUGUAUGUGUGUGUAUGUGUGUAUGUGUGUGCGCGCGCGUGCGUGUGCCCACGUACUGGUCAGCGUUGAAAAAUGUGCUUCGUUUCGAGGGGCUUCUUACCGCGGCCUUUCGUGAUCCACGUCACGUGUAACGCAAUUUGGUGAACGCGCAAACGGGCACGUAAACACGCACACACGGGAGAGAACACGCAGGAGGAGGUUCGUAGCGGUCCCUUUGUACCCGAGACGUGAAUCUUCAGUCCGUCCAUUAGGGACGGCAAAACGUCUGUUGCGCUUGAAAUUCACGGAUCGGCCGACCCUUUAGUUCACUGACUCUUCAGCCGGGUCCGGUCCGGCGUUCGUUGCGACGCAGAUGUCGCAUUAAACGGGGGAUUGACGUAAUCUCAGGAAUAAAAAUGAUGAACGCAAAGGACAUCACGCGGCAGGCAUACACAGGUGUCCGUCAUGGUGCUUCGGGCCCACAGCUCAGGCCCGGAAUCCUUGCCACAACACUAAAUGGAAUUAAUUGAGGAAUUGGUAGUCUUGGGCUUCGACUUCUAUAGGUUCAUAAGACGACGAGAGAGCGACUAGAGAGCUACUGUUACGUAUGUUCGUGCGUGAGAGACCGUGCGUGAGAUACGGACGCGAGGGACGAAAUGGUGAAAAGGAAAGGAUAGAAAAAAAGAGAGAGAGGAUGUGGAUAAAGACUUGGGAGAGGGUAAACCCUGUGAGACGCUAGCUUUCGUUAGCGUAAUUGGGCGUGUGUGUGCGAUCGUGUGCAAGGAAUUAGAACACGUUUGACACGAGAUAGGGCUAAACGGUUUAAACAGCUACGGGGAGUACUUAAGGAGAUACAGGUGACUCUCUCCUGGUGCUUUAAAAAUUUUGUCGUUGUACAAUGUGAAAUUGCGGGAGGAAUUCGAUACGCGAAGUUUUGGCGUUCCAUUGGAGGCGACUGCAUUAUACACUCGAGACAUCUUUACGAUGUAUACAUUUGUCGGAAAGUAUUGUGAUACGAGUUUUCUCUGACUUUAAUAGUCACCCCGAAGGCAGAGGGCGACGGCGGAAGGGAGAUAAAGUUGCGUUGUUUUCGAAAGUUAUAAAUUUGCUACAACUUUUUGAUGACCGCUAUAAAAGAAAAGUGUUUAGGUAAGAGUUCCUACUUUCGGCCGAUUGGAAAUUGGUCCGCGCAUAAACGCUAUGAAUUAUUGGUAGUAUGUAUCAACUUGAUUUCGCCUAAAGCUAAUCUGUUCCGUUUAUUCUAUAUCUAAGUUUUUAUUCACUUUUAUCUCUUCUUGAUCGUGCCUUUUUUUAAAUAAAUUUAAAAUUAUGUUUAUAUUCCCUUUGACAGUAGUCAAGUAAUGACGGAAUUUAAUACAAGUUAAAAUUUGACGUUGAGAGUCACCUGUAUAUUGUAAAUUUUCAUGCAAUAUUGGAAGUAUGGUAGUUUGGAAGGCGAAAAGUAUUCGGGUCCAUUUUAAUUUUUAUGUUUUUCUUCGGGGUGCUUAGACGUGUCGAUCGGCUACUAUAAUACGCGAUUAAUUUUCGAAUCUGAUCUGUUCAACACUACUGAUAGGAGCUAUUUAUUACGUCAAUGAUUGAAAUUGUUUAUUAUAUAAAAAUGAUCUAAGAUAACAAAAUGUAUAUCUAGCUUGUCUUGCGAAAGACAAGAUUAGCUUGAAGGGGCGUUUAGGAUCAAAAUUUACCAAGUCCCAAGUCUAUGAGAUGUAACUUUAAGGAUGGCAUUAGAUAUUGUUGCAAAAUUUCCCCAAGAAGAAAUUUUUGACGUCGUGAGUCGGACAUUUUGUAUGUAAAAUAAGAUAUAUAUGAGCCCCCUUCGGAGGCUAGGCAAGUUUUGAUCUUGGUUCGUCUCGUCACACACACAACGGAACGCACAACGCUCUUCGACGAAAUGUAAAUUGGAGAGGUGGCAAGAAUUGAAUCUUGACUUGAUUUAAGCCCCCUCCAGGAAACAAGUCCGUCGCGCAAGAGCAUCGGAGUAGAGAAAGAGAGAGAGAGACGGACGGGCGCCGUAAGCACCCCUACGACCGUAAAGACUUUUCGAAAAAAAAAAAUGAGAGAAACCGCGCGAGGGGCCACCGUUAGUAACCUAACUCCUAAUUAAUAUCUAGUCACGGGGGAAACUUGCCAUAAUUGAUUCGAUUGCACUCGCGUGUGUUAUCGUCUACCGGCAGGAUGUUGAUGAUGUUAACGUGUAUCGUCAAAGAAGCGGGGUGGGGUGGGAAGAGUAUACAAAAUCGGGAAGCUGUUCGAUCGAUCCGCCGGGAUAAUAAACAGUCGUUGGUCGAAUUUGGAUACGAUCGUUAAGUUAGCUUCAUUUGCAUCGUAAUUAACGCGGUGGGGGAAACUCAUUGUUACUCGCGCGGCUAAGAUUGAGCCCCGUGAGAGCUCUUUACUGUCACCGUUCCUUUCGUUUGCAGAUUCUUCAGUCAAUUAGAAAUCGACUUUCUUUUUCUCGACAGAAACGUCGAGAUUCAACUUUUUAUAACUAUGUGAUUUGAAAGUCACCAUCUAUAUGUUUCUUUUUUAUUUUAUUUAUUUACCCCUCUGCACCAUUGUGGGCUUCCAUAUUCAAUAAAAAUACGUUACGGGUAUGUACGUAAGUUUUGUACACUAUCAGCCAUCGUGACUUUAGAGUUACAAAUCAUGCUCUUAUAAUGGAAUAUUUAUUUCAAAUUCAAUAAUUAAUUUAUAACCUGCGAUCAAUAAUUUCCAUUCAUCAAUUAUGCAAUUUUUUUUCGUAAGCAAAAAUGUCAUAGAGCAUUAGAUCAUUCUUUAGUUGGAUCGAAAAUGAAUGAUUUUUGGUGAACCGAGGCACUAAUUUGCAAAAUUGUUAUUAAUGCAGAAAAGUUCAUUUUUCGAUGCAUUUAGAAAAUUGUAAAAGAAUCCGAAGACAUGCAAUUAAGAUUUUUUUCGCUAGAAAGAAUUGAUUGCGAAUUAAAUCGGAGGAUCCGCAGGCGAAAGAGAUGGCGGUACUUGUAUGACAGUGGGUACGCAUACAGAAUUAACGAAAAGAAAGACGCUAUGGACAUAAUAUAGAUGGCCGAGGGCAAAUUGACAUGCUGCCACAAUCUAUCUUGUGUCUAUAGAAAGCGCACAGACACAAAAGACACACCCAUACGUAUAUACAACUAUCAAUGUUUGGAAUGUUGGGAUUUGUUUAAAUAAAUACUUAAAGAUUCAAAGCGUAA